Molecule: messenger RNA, 2665 nt
Organism: Anoplopoma fimbria (sablefish)
Lineage: Eukaryota; Metazoa; Chordata; Actinopteri; Perciformes; Anoplopomatidae
Product: B-cell receptor CD22-like
Exons: 13
Coding region: 242-1954 (570 amino acids)
Source: RefSeq, a predicted model, not a curated record
UGUCUUCUGCUUACUGACAGAAGAGGGAACUCAUCUUUAAAGAAGACGUCUCUCUUCAUUAGAUCAGAGGAGCAGCUAUGAGUUUAACUGCAGCAGUGAGUGGAUUUGUCGUCUUCCUUCUCUCUGUACCGGAGGAAGGAAAUCUAGGCGUUUAACAGCCUGAUAUGUGUCUUCUUACUGACAGAAGAGGGAACUCAUCUUUAAAGACGACGUCUCUCUUCAUUAGAUCAGAGGAGCAGCUAUGAGUUUAACUGCAGCAGUGAGUGGAUUUGUCGUCUUCCUUCUCUCUGCACCAGUGAUUCAUGGUCAGGAUGGCUGGAGAGUGACUUACACUCCUACUAAGAUCUGUGCUGUAGGAGGAUCAACAGUGGAAAUACGCUGCAGCUACACAUACCCAUACACAAUAUCUCGCCUUAAAACCCGAGUUGAGGAAACAUUUUGGUUCACUAAAGUGAGUAAUGAUGUUUUUGUGGAUCUGAGAACGGACCCGGAGUAUUCAGGUCGUGUGCAGUCUCACUGUGGAAACAACUACUGCACUCUGACAAUCACAAACGUGAGAGAGAGCGACUCAGCUGAGUACAAGUUCAUGUUCACUACAAACCAACCAGGUGGGAAGUAUACUGGUGAUACUGGAGUCUCUCUGUCCGUCACAGAUCUCCAGGUUCAGGUGAACAAAUUAGCUGUCUUCCAGUCUCAUAACCGGGCAGAGUUGACGUGUCAGAGCAGCUGUCUUCUUCCUGGUCGUCCUCCCUACGUCUGGUACAACAAUGGACAGAAGAUUCAGAGACAAACUUCUAUUUUGUAUUUAGACAACUUUAAUCCUGCAGACAGCAUCUCCUGUGCUGUAGGAGGAUAUGAGGACUUCCCCUCUCCUUCACUGUUGAUUCAUGGUCAGGAUGGCUGGAGAGUGACCUACACCUCUUCUAAGGUCUGUGCCUUAAAAGGAUCAACAGUGGAAAUACACUGCAGCUACACAUACCCAUACCAAAUAUCUGGCGUUAAAACCCAAGUUGAGGAAACAUUUUGGUUCACUAAAGUGAGUAAUGAUGUUUUUGUGGAUCUGAGAACGGACCCGGAGUAUUCAGGUCGUGUGCAGUAUGACUGUAGAAACAACUACUGCACUCUGACAAUCACAAACGUGAGAGAGAGCGACUCAGCUGAGUACAAGUUCAUGUUUUCUACAAACCAACCAAAAGGUAAAUACGUUGGUGAACCUGGAGUCUCUCUGUCCGUCACAGAUCUCCAGGUUCAGGUGAACAGAUUAGCUGUCUACCAGUCUUAUCACCGGGCAGAGUUGACGUGUCAGAGCAGCUGUCUUCCUCCUGGUCGUCCUCUCUACGUCUGGAACAAGAAUGGACAGAAGAUUCAGAGACAAACUUCUGUUUCGUACUCAGACAACUUUAAUCCUUCAGACAGCAUCUCCUGUGCUGAAGGAGGAUAUGAGGACUUCCCCUCUCCUUCAGUGUAUGCUCCAAAGCUUCCCUCUGUGUCAGUGAGUCCCUCUGAUGAGAUAGUGGAGGGCAGUUCAGUGACUCUGACCUGUAGCAGUGAUGCUAACCCAGCAGCUAACUACACCUGGUACAAGGAGGAUGAAGACUCACCAAAAGCAUCAGGACAGAUCUUCACCAUCACUGACAUCAGAACUGAACACAGUGGGAAUUAUUCCUGUGAAGCCCAGAACAACAGAGGACGUCAUAACUCCACCUUUCUUCUGAUGAUUGUAGCUGGGAAUUCAACAAUGAUAAUGAAUAUCAUCAGGUCCACUCUGGUGGUCUUGAUGCUGAUUCCUCUGCUUCUCCUGAGUCUGUGGACGAGGAAGAAGAAACCUCUGAGCUCCACCACUGAACCACACGAACUCAUAGAGGUAGAGUUGGACUCUUGUCCUGUCUAUGAGAUCUUCUCAGAAGCUGCAGCACAGACAGAAGACACAGAGGAGCAGGAAGACCGGGUGUGAAGUCCAGUCAGAUGCAGUUGAACCAGAGAGAGACUCACCUGAUGGAAACAAAGUAGUACGACAUUGAAACAUCACUGUGGAGAGCGAGGCUGUGCAGGAUGUGGGGGAAGUGGAGACGUAAACCUCCCAAAAGUUUUCUUUCUUGUCAGUUUUCAGUAGCAGCAGCAGCAGCAGGUAGGAGUCAGCAGCACAGACAGUCAGCAGCAGAAUGAAUGAAGAAGGUUUAGAAGAACGUGGUGUUGGCAGCUCCAACUGAAUCAUGUUGAGGUGACAAACUUGAUUUAUUGUUUAGAUCAGCUGAUGGUCAGGUGCUGUGUGACUUAGUGACUCAAGAAACUGCUUAAAAUAUGCAAGCUUAAUUUUCUUUUAGUGUUUUAUAUUACAGAAAGUGAGGAUGAAAGUUUCCAUGCAAAAUAUUGUUUUUAAGUUCUACAUAAUUAAUAACUUUUGAGAAAUCCUGAUCAGCUUCUGGGUUUACACCUGCCCAAUAAAGUCUGUUAAAAACAGAGACAGUGAACUGAAAGCAUCACAUUUUACUCCAUAUACAGUUUAGUUUGUCAUACAUUGAAAUCUAACAAAAGCAUUAACUUUUUUGGAUGUUAUAAGUAAUGAACCUGUUGGAUGACUCUGUAGUUGUAAAUAUUAGUCUGCAAAAAUAUUUGGAUGUCAGCUUUUCUUUUUCAUUAUUCACAGUAUUAUUUUAUUUACCAU